UUCUUUAGCUUCUUCAAUCAUCUUCAACCAUCUAUCUCUCUCUCUCUCUUUCUCAAAUCAGCAAGAUGGCUUCCGCUACAUUGUCCCGAUCAGUAUUCUUGUUAUUGGCUCUUUUCGCCACCUCAUGCAUAGCCCAAGCCCCAGUCGCCGCCCCAACUGUCUCACCCACCGCCAGCCCUACCCCGGCGGUUGCACCCCCAACUCCCUCCCCGGCACCAGUUCUGGCACCUGCUCCAGCUCCUGAAGCUGCAACUCCAUCUCCAUCUCCUUCAAUAUCGAUUGCACCAAGUGCUCUUCCUCCGAGUCCUUCUUCAGCUCCUUCACCAGGGCCCGGAGGACCCACCGCCGAUCUUCCCAGUGGAUCUUUUGCAGAUGGAUGGGUCAACAGAGCUGUCAUUGCUGGGACUGCAGUUGCUGGAUCGUUCCUUGCUGUUACAUUGAUGUAAAGAAGAUGAGAUACAUUCUAAUUUAUUCUUCUAUUCUUGUUACUUGAUUUUGACAUCCUUGAUUGUUGUUCUGCUCUUUUGUGGUUCAUUUUUCAUCGUUGUUUUUAUUUCUAUUAAAUUUGAGAUGUAUGCUGGCAGAAGAUUUAUUAUUUGAAUGGUAUUUGCUUACUUACUUACA
Molecule: messenger RNA, 624 nt
Organism: Lactuca sativa (garden lettuce)
Lineage: Eukaryota; Viridiplantae; Streptophyta; Magnoliopsida; Asterales; Asteraceae
Source: RefSeq, a predicted model, not a curated record